Molecule: messenger RNA, 5533 nt
Organism: Drosophila suzukii
Lineage: Eukaryota; Metazoa; Arthropoda; Insecta; Diptera; Drosophilidae
Source: RefSeq, a predicted model, not a curated record
UGUCUUAUCUUGCAGCGACUCGAACCCAGUGCUUAUAUCAUCGCCACCCGAAUUGGCCGGAAUGACACUGGAGGCACGUCUGAUAUCCUACGACUGGGAGAAUCAAUUUGGCGAAUUCCAGGAGGCCACACGCAAGGGCAGCUUCAAGCCCAUUUGCUGGGGGGCCAAGAACCAUGUGGUGCCGGGCUCCGAGUUCCUCGAGGGGUACAGCAUUAAUGUGACCAAGACCUACAAGAAGCACCGCCGGUGCAAGCCGAAGCGCCCCCUGGCCCCGCCCACCGAGCGCACCGCUCCGCCGCCCGCCUCCGACCUCAGCGAGCUGCCGGUGCUCCACGAGCUGGACAACAACAACAUCAUCGAGGGCGCGGCGCGGAGCAGUCGGAGCUCGGCGACCGACGUGCACGGCCUGAGCCGCGGCAGCGGGCGCCAGUUCAUCAGCUGCCUGCUCUGGCUGGGGGCCUCCUCCUGGUGGCUCCUGCUGAUGCUCAGGACGUGAGGGAAUUGAAGGGGACCCGGCGGCAGGCGAAGCAGCAGCGGCACCAGCGGCAGCAGCGGCAGCGGGAAGCACAGGCACCACCGUCUCAACACACUAAACUAACCACACAGCUGAGGAACAGAUGGGGAAUCAGUGAAAACAAAAUAGAGUACUGGAACGGCGAACGCAACUCAACUACAGCUCUCGAACUACAAAUGACAUCUCCUAAUCCUACUACAGAUACAAAUAGAAGCAGAAUGAAAAUGCGGAAAAGAGGAAAACAUGAAAUAUUCAUAAUAAGCUAGCGUAUAACAGCUUUUCCCGUCCCCUCCCCCGUACACCUGCUGGUCCCAAGCGCCCAUUUAUUUAAGCUCCUCCCUCCACAGUUUUGUUGAUUUUGUUCUAGAGUUUUAGUAAAUUAUUAAUGAUUUUUUUAAGUAGUCUAAGCUGGAAAAAAUAAAAACAAAUGUCGAAAAAACAGGCAAACAAUGUCGAGAAAAACCGAAAAGCAAUAAUUAGUUGUUGUUGUCGUUAUUAAAUAUACAAAAUGCGAAAUUGUAAAAGAUACAGAUAUUAUAGAUAUACACCAUGACUACAUAUAUAUAGAGCAGUCAUUCCUUCUACCAUAACGGAUAUAAACCAUACACCUAUAUUUAGAUAUCUAUGUAUACAUAUAGGGUCUGACUUAUGUAAAGCUUGAGCGUCUGAUGGGUUUUGUUGGGCAUUGCAAGAAACAAUCGUAGAAGGGAAAGGCAUCAAGUGGCAAGUGGAGGAACGCGCAUCAGGCCCUUUAUCCCUCCCCCAGUUAAGUUUAGUCCGAGCUACUAGGAGGAACUAAGUUCGAGCGGAAGAUCACAAGUACAUCACACAAACAAACGAACAAACACGACACAAGCAUGCAUAAACUUUAUACGUCCAUUUAAGAAGCAAACUGAGAGAGACAGAUUCGAAUGAGAAGGGAUUUAGUUUAACGUAAUUUUAGAAAAGACUUGGAUGAAUUUACUCUGUUUUGCAAAAGACUAGGAACGGAAAUUAAUUGAUGGCAAGAGCGAUAACUGAGAGAUGAAUUGUCAUCACACAAUUUACAAAUAUUUUAGUCUGAUUUAAAGGCAUGUUGCAUCAGGAUAAAGAUGAAUCGAUGCGUUUCCACAACAUUUCUGUGAACGCUGUCGACCUAUUGCUAUCAAUUCACUCCUAAGCAGUUUGCACAAAUGUAUCUUCAGGUUUUGUUUCGGUUAACCUAUUCUGACGACACUACACUCGCGCUUUAUCCUAAGUUUAUCCUAAGUUACCUAAUGCAAAUCUACCUGCUCUCUGAACUACAAAACGAAAUUAAGAAAAGAAGCAUAGAUAUUCUGAACACUCAAAGUGUUGCCUCCUCUCUUUCUUACUCGCUGUCGUUCUACUAAUAUCUCUACGUUUAGCACGGUAGGCUAUAACUUUUCUAGACCUAAGUUGUAAAUAUACUCUAACGGACGGAGAACGGGAAACUACUGCGGAAUUGCGAGCCACGGAAGGAAAGGCGGAGUUGAAGCAUUAUACAGGGUGUGUGAUUAGGUACGGCUCUCGAUCAGCUCUAGCAGCUCUAGGCGUAGGAUUGGAUGUCUCACUAGGUUCUAUAUUACUGCAUACGGAUAGACGGUUAGAGGACACUUAGAAACGUACGACGGCGCCGCCAAGAUCUGCUCGAAGUAGUAAAAAUAUACCAUAUACAUACGACAUACAUAUAAAGUAAAUUUAUAUAUACACAUACGAUAACUAUAUCUAUAAAGUCUAUAUAUACAAUACCAUACAUCUAUAAGUAGUUACGUGGUUCGUAGUUGUAAAUGUGAAUGUGAGUAUUUUAUACAAAACAGAAAAGAAACGAAUAAAAAACAAAUAAAGCGAAGCAUGAAGCGAUAACAAGAAACCCAUUUUUAUACCAAAAGAAAGAGAGCGAUGAUGAUAAGCCCCCUUUGAGCGAUCGAGCGAAAUCGCACGCUAUAUAUACAAAUCACAUAUAUUUUAGGAUAACCGCUGUAACUAAGAUUAGAGCCGAGUUGGCGUAAGCAGAAAGCAAAUGCAAAGUUGAAACAAUCAAAAUAACAUUUAAACAACAAGCGGAAAUACUUUUUUGCGCUAAACUAUUAAAAGUUUGCCUCACACCAACACCAACACCAACACACUCACGCACUCACACUGACAAAACUUUAGCCCUGUUAGCGAAAAAAGUGAAACUUUGGUGCAGCCAGAGGCGCGGCCUUUAUAUAUGGGCCAUCCUGUUUUUGAGGUUUUCCCACUUGCCGGCAACUUUUUAAUGGACCUCCUUUCCCCGAGUCCCAUCCCUUCCAGCUGAGUGCCAGCGCCUCCAGCCGUGCUGGCAGUCCAACUAGGUCUAAUUAGGAGCGAUGAGCAACCGACAACCGACAACCGACAUCGUUCUCAUAGUUUUGGCUUUCGAUUCGCCCGCUUUGUCCUUUGUCAUAGCAACCUGGCCACUCUUCUUGCCUCUUUUACCUUUGUUUGGCACAUUAAUUAAACUUCUUGCCCGGAAAAGCCGGAGCGGGGAAAUGGGCAAAAACAAGGCGCACAAUUACAAAGGCCAGCGGAAGGAAACUAAAACGAAAACAUUCCUUCUUUGGCUCGCCAAUUGGAAAUUAGUUUCGCCAACUGGCGAGCAGACACAGAACACACAGCUCACACAGCUCACACACAGAAACAGAGGAAAUGUAUUCAUAUAAUUUAAUUAAAUGCAAACAACAAAAACGGUUUUGGAAAAUGUACUUGCGAUAGAAACGAUAAAAAGUCGGAAAAUAGUUUCAAAAACUACAUAUACAAAGCGUAAUAAAGGGGAACUAAACGAAAGCUAAACUAAAAUAAUCUAACUAAAGCUAAAACAGAACACACAAACAUGCUGGAAACAUAUAGCCAGAGAUGGAACCCUGAGGUAUGGACAAUGGUGUCUUGGGGAUAUAAGCUGAUAAAGAGCUGCAACAACCUGACCGACAGUCUGCACAGAUUAAGCCAAUGAAUCGGGCUUCUUGGCCAAACUUUUCCUGGCACGAUAGCGGUCCAGAGCAGAAAAUUUGGAAUGCAGAGCAGAGCCUUAAAGUCCGUCUGUUCCCCUGGCUUUGGCCAUUCUCAGGCACUGCUGGCUCAAUGCUUUGUCGGCCAAGUCCACUUGGCUCUGCCUUCUAUCCGUCUAAAGCAUUUAGCAUUUUUUCGCUCUGCUUUGGCCCACUCUGACUCUGGUCCUUUGUUGGCGCAGAAAAAGCUGAGCGCAGGACUCCAUUCAGGAAACUAAUAAGUUUUUAAAAGUGACCCAAUUAGCUCGUUUAACUUGUUUCCCCAUUCUGCAGAUGCCUCAAAGACACCUUUUGUCCAUCCACUCAAAGGCCUCUCGAGAACCAGGCGAAGAACCUCCGUCAAAGUGCUAAAGUAGCAAACACACAACACACACAACAUACACACAACACACCCGCACACUCAGAGAACAAUGUAGCAUGUUGGUAGUAUCAAGAUAGGUGCAUAAGUUCUUAGGCCCUCUAUUGAAAGUUUUUAUUUUGCGAACGAGGAAGGCGAAAAAGUGAAUGAACGUGGACGCAGAGAGAGAGACGAGAUACCAAAACAAAACACAACCUACCUAAAGCGAUAAAACAAAACCUAACUAUUUUUAGUGUGUACCUUGAUUUUUUCAAAGCGAAAGAAACCCUGAGCACGACGAGAUGUGCAGCGGGAGACCCCCAGGAUAACUAAUAUUAAUAGAUAUAUACGAGUAUAUGAGAAAUAACGUAAAAGUAAAAGCAAUAAUGAGCAAACGCAUAGCUAUCAAUAGGAAGACGAGAGGUAGGCUAAAAAAUACUCUAACUCUAGGCAAAAGAUAACAGUAAGACGUAGUGACGAUCGUGAGGAAACGUGUAGCAUACUUUUUGGCAGCCUAUUGGCGGAAACGGAAAUGAUCGAUCGAAGAGAGGUCGGAAUCGGAAACGGGAACGGAAAUGGGAACAGGAACAGGGGCGAGAAGUAGGAAAGUUAAAGAAGGUUAGGGAAGGCUGAAAUCGAAUUGCAUAUGAUUAAAACAUAAAACAAAAACUAUUUUAAAGUAGAGCAGUUUGCAAAAUAUUUAAAUGUGUCGUUAGAAAACCCCCAAAAAUUGUAGUUGCAUUGUCGUUAGCCAUAGUAGCAAAGUUGCAUAUUGAAUACGAGGAAACAGGAGCAAAUCGAAUUGGAGGAAGAAGCAUACAUACCAUACAUCAAUCAAAGAGAACUAACAUAGCCGGCAUCUUAGAAACAUCAUCAGUAUUUGUGUAUAAGUCCUGCAUGAAACGGAAUACAUACAUACAAACAGGCCCACAUAGAUACAUAUACAUAUGCAUACAAACAUAUAAAUAUUGUAACGUACGGAUAAAUAUAGCUAAAGCCAACCACACAGAACCCCAAAGCAGUCCCCAGAAAAAACGUUAAGGUCAAUCCCCAGAAUAAACUUAAAGUAAAGCCCGAUAAAAGGAUAACACCACUUGAUCAUAAGCUAUAGACAACAGAACCGAGCUCUGCGAGAACGGAGGCAACUGUACUUGAGUGAGAGGCAGCAGAAACCACAGUUAAUACCUCCUAAAUGCCAGUAAAUCCCCGAACGGGCUUUCCUUAAGCGCUCUUCAGUCGCCGUCACCUGGCCCAAGCACAUCUUCAGUUCGACCCAACCUCAAACUGAGCUCAACCUAACCUCAAUCUGUUUAAGGAUAAAAUGCAAGCGGUUGCCUCUACUCUCCCAGCCAAAUCAACACUCACGUACAGCCACACUCCGACACAGUUACACUCCAGACAUUUUUGAUACCGAACUAAUUGAUAAUGAGAACAGGAAAACAGGAAGCCGAGUGAGGAGGACAGACAGGCGGACGAACAUCAUUUAUCUAUUGUGAACUACAUUGUUUGAUUGUGAGCUAAGUUCCGACUACUACAACCACUACUCUCUAUGAAUGUUUUUAGGUUAUUCACUAAAAUAAUUUUGUAAUAUACUAAAACCGCAAGCUAAGCAACUUUUACUAUAACAACAAAUGAUGAAAACCGAAAAAAUAAAAA